GGUGGAAAGGCGCUUGUGAGGUGCUCCGCCACGCUUCUUAGUCGGUGAUUGCGGUCUCGCAGCAGUCUUAACGAUGGCUUCUUUAGGAUAUAGUAGAAUUUGUGCCCGUGUUCAUGAAAAACUGUGUCAGUGGGGACAUUCACAGAUAACCAAAAAAACAACUUGUGUGCGCGCAAAAAUUGGAUUUUUCACGCUGACAAGGAAUUUCUCUGAAAAUACAACAAAGGCACAAGCUCUACAAAAUGCGGUAGCUGCUGCAGCAGCGUCUCAGUCAUACCUAACGCAAGGGUGUUGCCAUCCUUGCAUAAGGCCCGAAAUACCUGGUACAGCUCGUACUUUCGCCACGAUGCGAACGCAGCAACCAGGAUCCCUUCCGGAGUACCAAAUCGAUCCGUACGCCUUACUUGAAGACGACCUCAAAGAUGUAUAUGUGUAUAUAAGAAAUGCCCUAAGGAGAAACACAUUCCAGAAUAAUUUAUAUGAAAUAGCAACAUAUUACUUCGAUGGACAUGGAAAAGCUGUGCGACCAAUGGUUACAAUUUUAAUGGCAAAAGCAAUCAACUCACAUAUGUAUAAAGAAAACAGUGGUCUUUUAUCAUCGCAAAGAGAAGUAGCGAUGAUAUCAGAAAUGAUCCACACAGCCUCACUUGUUCACGACGAUGUCAUCGAUCAGUCAGACUUUCGAAGGGGUAAACCUAGUGUUAAUGUCAAAUGGAACCACAAACAAGUCACAAUGGCAGGUGAUUUUAUUUUAGCGGUAGCAUCCAUGUUGAUCGCUAGGUUAAGAAACAAUGAUGUUACGUCAGUACUUAGUCAAGUUGUUACAGAUCUAGUCCAAGGAGAAUUUAUGCAGUUAGGAUCGAAAGAAACAGAAAACGAACGAUUUGCUCACUAUCUACAAAAAACGUAUAGAAAAACUGCCUCGUUAAUCGCCAACUCACUGAAAGCAGUUGCGAUAUUAGCAGAAGCAGACGAAAACUUAACUGAUAUUUCAUAUCAGUACGGAAGAAAUUUGGGAAUAGCUUUCCAAUUAGUAGAUGACCUAUUGGAUUUCGUGUCUUCUUCUGAAGCUAUGGGUAAACCAACAGCAGCAGAUUUAAAAUUGGGUUUGGCCACAGCUCCAGUAUUGUUUGCAUGUGAGAAGUAUCCUGAGCUCAACCCAAUGAUAAUGAGAAGGUUUCAAGAACCAGGAGAUGUAGAAAAAGCAUUUGAAUUAGUUCACAAAUCCCGAGGACUUGAGCAGACACAAUUUUUAGCACGACAACAUUGCCAAGAAGCAGUGCGACUUGCUAAUCUCAUAGAACAGAGCUCGUAUCAAAAGGGUUUGAUAGUAACAGCGGAUUAUGUCCUAAACAGGAUGAAAUAGUCUACAAAAUAGUAGAUUAGGUAGUUACUUUUAGUUAUGAAAUUAUUUUAUGUAUGAUGUAUAAGUGGCAGGUAUUUCUGAAAUAUUUGAAACUAAACUGGAAGUUACAUAAGGCUGUCGUACUGAGAUAUCAAAAAAUACACUUAAAAAUCUAAUAAUCCCACCCAUGUUACAUUAAUUGCAUAAAAAAUACAUUAUUGUCUAAAUUGUGCCUCGAGUUAAUAAAAAGAACUGAUUCAUCGACUGAGUCCAACCUGCAUAUAACAACUUGAUGAACAACUUUGGCUUUUUGAUAUCUAGAUGGAAAUUAUAGUCCUAUGAUAAGACACGAAAAUUUCUUGUAACUCAUCAUCAGAUUUCUGCAAUCUUUUAUUUCCUCUGACUAUGAUAAAGGUAAUGACCGUUUUAAUCUUACAAAACAACAAUAUUAAGUUCGUUUUUCUUCCUGGUCCGGGUCUGCUCGCCUUUGCCAUUAACCAAUUUUUGAAUAUCGACCCCAUUUAUCCUGUACACUAUUUUUGCGUAUCAUCAAUAGAGAUGCAAACACUCCUCAGGUAACUCCUUAAUAAGAUCCCCAAUUAAAACGACCGUUUGAGAAACGUUGGCAUUAGUUGCAAGUUGCCAUUAUUCAAUUUAAUUUUACAUUUUUCGCCUUAUCAUUCCUAUAAUUACCAUCCUUAAUUUGUAAUCAUUACAUAAGCCAACCUUUCUACUACUGACUUUACUCCACCCUAGAAAAA
Messenger RNA from Diabrotica virgifera virgifera (western corn rootworm), 2106 nucleotides. RefSeq names its product all trans-polyprenyl-diphosphate synthase PDSS1 (gene qless). Gene Ontology annotation, biological process: isoprenoid biosynthetic process; ubiquinone biosynthetic process. Gene Ontology annotation, molecular function: prenyltransferase activity. The record is from RefSeq and is a predicted model, not a curated record. Bases 74 to 1366 code for a protein of 430 amino acids. Lineage: Eukaryota; Metazoa; Arthropoda; Insecta; Coleoptera; Chrysomelidae. Gene Ontology annotation, cellular component: transferase complex; mitochondrion. The transcript has 8 exons.